Paramormyrops kingsleyae is the source of this 4579-nucleotide messenger RNA. Lineage: Eukaryota; Metazoa; Chordata; Actinopteri; Osteoglossiformes; Mormyridae. The record is from RefSeq and is a predicted model, not a curated record.
GCCUCCGCCUGCCGCACGGGGGCGCCCACAGAAAAGCACCGUUCGUGCCGAGGCGCCUCAGAACUGGGCUUUUUGUCCCUCUUUGUUCCGCUGGAAAGUCCUGGCUGAGCGGCUAGCAAGAGCACAACAGACCCGAGCUCCGGGGUAGUUAUACAAUCACUUCGAUCUUCCGGGCCGCUAAGGGAGCCCGGAAAGUGACGGAGAGCUCACGGAGGGGCGCGAGCAUCCGAGGUCGCCCGAGGAAGGGGACUCGGUGGGAUCGGCCAGGGAGAAGGGCCGCGGGGCUGGGGGCUCCAGGAGGAACAGGGGGCGGGGGGUGUAGCAAAGACGGAGACGCCUGCACGCCGAGCUCGGGGGCUGCAAAUCGCCGGAGCCAGCGGGGCGGAGGGGCCGGCGUUGCGGCUGUAGAGUCCUGGCCUUUCUGAGUGGAUGGGAUGGACCCGGGUCCGUCUGGCGCAGUGCCCAUGGGGCCCUUCCCCCCACCCCUGCAGCAGGUGUUCCAGGCACCACGGCGGCCUGGAAUGGGCACUGUGGGGAAGCCCAUCAAGCUACUGGCCAACUACUUCGAGGUGGAGAUCCCCAAGAUGGACGUCUACCACUACGAGGUGGACAUCAAGCCCGACAAGUGUCCCCGUAGGGUCAACAGGGAGGUAGUAGAGUACAUGGUUCAACACUUCAAGCCACAGCUCUUUGGUGACAGAAAACCAGUGUAUGAUGGGAAGAAGAACAUCUACACGGUGCUGGCUCUGCCCAUCGGGAAUGAGAAGGUGGACUUUGAGGUGACCAUUCCAGGAGAGGGAAAGGACCGCAUCUUCAAGGUGUCCAUCCGCUGGCUGGCCGUGGUGUCCUGGCAUCUCCUCCAGGAGACGUUGGUGAGCGGGCGCUUGCAGGUGCCCCUGGACUCGGUGCAGGCCCUGGACGUCGCCAUGAGGCACCUCGCUUCCAUGAGGUACACCCCAGUUGGACGCUCCUUCUUUUCUCCACCGGAGGGCUACUACCACCCCCUGGGAGGAGGGAGGGAGGUGUGGUUCGGGUUCCACCAGUCCGUGCGGCCCGCCAUGUGGAAGAUGAUGCUCAACAUUGACGUGUCUGCCACGGCCUUCUACAAAGCACAGCCGGUGAUCGAGUUCAUGUGCGAGGUCCUGGACAUCCGCAACAUUGACGAGCAGCCCAAAACGCUGACGGACUCCCAGAGGGUCCGCUUCACCAAGGAGAUCAAAGGCCUCAAGGUGGAGGUGACGCACUGUGGCCAGAUGAAGAGGAAAUACCGCGUGUGUAACGUCACCCGCCGGCCCGCCAGCCACCAAACGUUUCCUCUUCAGCUCGAGAGCGGCCAAACUGUAGAAUGUACGGUAGCCCAGUACUUCAAGCAGAAGUACAACCUGCAACUCAAGUACCCCCACCUGCCCUGCUUGCAGGUGGGCCAAGAGCAGAAGCACACCUACCUGCCCCUGGAGGUGUGUAACAUUGUGGCGGGGCAGCGCUGCAUCAAGAAACUGACAGAUAAUCAGACCUCCACCAUGAUCAAAGCCACAGCGCGCUCUGCACCUGACAGACAGGAGGAGAUAAGCAGGCUGGUGAGUGCGGAGGUGAAGCGGGUAGGAGACACCCUACUGGGAAUGGCCACCCAGUGCGUCCAGGUGAAGAACGUGGUGAAGACGUCCCCCCAGACCCUGUCCAACCUCUGCCUCAAGAUCAACGUCAAGCUGGGCGGCAUCAACAACAUCCUGGUGCCACAUCAGCGGUCAGCAGUGUUCCAGCAGCCAGUCAUCUUCCUGGGGGCCGAUGUGACCCACCCCCCUGCCGGUGAUGGGAAGAAGCCCUCCAUCACAGCGGUGGUGGGCAGUAUGGACGCCCACCCCAGCCGCUACUGCGCCACAGUGCGGGUCCAGCGGCCCCGGCAGGAGGUGAUCGAGGACCUCUCUUACAUGGUGCGCGAGCUGCUGAUCCAGUUUUACAAGUCGACCCGCUUCAAGCCCACGCGCAUCAUCUUCUACAGGGAUGGCGUCCCUGAGGGGCAGCUGCCUCAGAUCCUGCACUACGAGCUGCUGGCCAUCCGAGAUGCCUGCAUCAAGCUGGAGAAGGACUACCAGCCAGGCAUCACCUACAUCGUGGUGCAGAAACGCCACCACACGCGGCUCUUCUGCGCCGAUAAAUCUGAGCGGAUUGGGAAGAGUGGAAACAUCCCAGCAGGUACCACGGUGGACACCAGCAUCACACACCCCUUCGAGUUCGACUUCUACCUGUGCAGCCAUGCGGGCAUACAGGGCACAAGCCGGCCGUCCCACUACUACGUCCUCUGGGACGACAACCGCUUUACCGCCGACGAGCUGCAAAUCCUCACCUACCAGCUGUGCCACACCUACGUGCGCUGCACGCGCUCCGUCUCCAUCCCCGCGCCCGCCUACUAUGCCCGCCUGGUGGCGUUUCGAGCCCGAUACCACCUGGUGGACAAGGAGCAUGACAGCGGAGAAGGCAGCCAUGUUUCCGGGCAGAGCAACGGCCGGGACCCCCAGGCGCUGGCCAAGGCCGUCCAGAUCCACCACGACACCCUGCGGACCAUGUACUUCGCCUGAGCUAGCAUGGUGGGCUGGGCCACGCCCCCAUCUCUGCCGGAGCCCCGCCCAUGGGUGGAGUCCAAUCAGCCAGACUGCUCUCUCCUUCUGUCCUGAUGGGCUUUUUAAUUUUAAAAUUUUUAAUGUGUAUUAUUGUGUAUUACCUUCACGUUCACGUGUAUGUAUGCAAUAUGGAGGAGGUGAAGGGGAAGCCGGCGCCACGGCCCUGACUCCGCCCCCCGGGAUGACGCCCGCCCGGCGCAUUCUUGGUAUAGCUGAUAUUUUUUUAAGAGGCCAGAGGAAGCAUGGUACAUUAGCACUUAGCGGUAGCAGAUUAGAUCGUCGCACCCGCCCUCCCUGGGGGCCUGUGUGGGUGAUCUGGGGGGCAGUAGGACAGACUCGGAGCAGGGUAGCACACUAUAGAUGUAAACGAGUGCCUUAGCGGCCAAUGGGAGCGCAGCAGGAAGUAGGUCUACCCGUAGAGUUAGCAGCUACCGGGGGUACGUAGGGGAUGGGGAGGGACCGUGUAGUACACAAUGCACAUCGGCACACCGGACCAAACCAGCGGCAGCAGCCGGCCGGACACUGUACGGCAAGCAGACACCAGCCUGUGAAACGGCAGCUCAGGAACCCGAAGGCGGACUCUGAAGAAAGGCCAGAACCGGUCCUCGGCCCCAACGCCUCAGAGCUGGGUCGACAUCUACUUUAUUUUAUUUUUUUAAAUACCUCCUUUCUCUCUUUCCUUGUUUGCUCUGGGGGUGCAGACCACCCAUGAGCUAAAGAUCUGUGAAUAUGCCAACCCCCCCUCCCCCCACCUGCUUUUGGUGCCCAAUGGUCUCUUUCUGACCCAAGGGGGGCGCCGAUGGGCCGGCUCUCUUCCUCCUGGUGCUCAUAUAACCAGGCUUCCACUCUCGGUGUGGGGGUAGGGGGGCAGUAUUAUGAAACGCACACAAUCAAAACACAACAUGGGCUCCUCUUUAGCCCCCCCAUGUGCCAUGGAGCAGCGGUGACAGGUGACGCCAAGCUGUGCGUGCCUUCCACUCCCUGCUCACGUCUACCAGCACCCCCACCGGUUUCCCCGGGCUCACUCCCGUGUGUGAGAGAGAGCGGCAUGUCCGCAUUCCCUCUCUCUCUCUCUCUCUCACACACACACACACCAUCACAUACCUCACCGAGAGCUGCUCCACCUUAGCGACAAGUGUUUACAUUCCCCCCCCCCACCAGUUGCCUCUCCUUUCAGCAUUCCUGUCCUAUCAUGCCUGGGUGAAUUUAUUUUUCCUUUUCUUCACCUCGCCCUUCUGGUUGCUGUACCCCCUCCCCCCGUGCCCAUCUAUCUCGCCAAAUACCCGCAGGUGCUGGCACAGAAGGGGGGUAUUGCACGUAUAGGCAGCACACGGCUUUGGGAUCCCAGUAUUCCUUUGCCCUGCCUGAGGGCUGCACCUUUCCCUCCAUCCUCACCAGUGAAGCACCAUGUAAGAAUCCCAGAAAUGUGUUCUGCACCUUGGUUUCUGGUUCUCCCCAAGGUGUUGGGCUUCUCAAGUGUAGUUCUAUCCUUUCUACUCAAGGGGGCACUGCAGACUGGCCUGUCCUUCACUUCCCUGAUUUUUGCUGACACCCCCCCCCCCCCCCCCCCCCCCUUAGCUGUGUUUCACUCAUCUCUAGAAAGUGAGAGCGGACUUCUCUGUGAGGAUGACGGUUAGCCUUCAAUGGCGUCUGGAGAGGAGCAGUGACACAGUCGACGUGUUCCAUUUCUGGGACUCUUCCUCAACACAGGGAAUCGUCAUCGUUGGUCAGCGUCCAUGCACUUCAAGCGACUGAUGCGGAGGAGGGACUAUCACCCCCAGUCUGUCACCCCUGCCCCACUCAAAAGCAAUAUGUACCACUGCAGAAACCAGCCCAAGCAGAGCACUUCAGUCCAAGUUAGAACAGAACCAUGUGGAAAGCAGUUCUCUCCGCUCUGUAUGAAAUAGUAUGGGUCACGUACGGGGAGGGUUAUUUUUUAAAAAUAAAUGUUUUUUAUUACC